This is a messenger RNA of Homalodisca vitripennis (glassy-winged sharpshooter), 1995 nucleotides long. RefSeq names its product mucin-2-like. Bases 78 to 1916 code for a protein of 612 amino acids. The transcript has 2 exons. The record is from RefSeq and is a predicted model, not a curated record. Lineage: Eukaryota; Metazoa; Arthropoda; Insecta; Hemiptera; Cicadellidae.
CUAAAAUACGGCCUAAGGUCGCUACGUGUCCUGACUAUAAGACAACAACGAUCCCCUCUAUAGUAUACCAACAGACCAUGGCCCGCCUCCUGGUGGUCACACUGGUCACUGCAGCACUCAGGUCUCAGGUUACAUCAGGUUACCAGUACAUCUCCCCAUGUUCCUGCAACGACAACCUCCUGUCUCCGGUCGAGCCUUCAAGGACUACAUACACAACUCCCCAAAUAUGCUUGUGUGAAUCUGACUAUCCUCUAUCGAUUCAUACAAAUAAAUAUUUGAGAUCGACUGAAUCUACGACAGAAACGAUUCCAUCUUCUAGCGUCGGAGUUCUGCAACAGACAAUUCCGACAAUAUCACAAACCGCCCUCCCUCAUCAUGCACCUUCCCCUUCAAUCACUCCUGUCAUCGAUAAAAAGUUUAAAUCAAAAUACACAUCACACAUAAUGACAAUCCCGAAGAAAUAUUCUUCCUCGUCCUCUACUGUCCCUACUCCGAAUUCCUACACUCCUUCUAAGACACCAACACUGCCUAGUUUACCGACAACUUCAAACAAUGAUUUUGUGACGCCACUUCCUUCUUCUCCUACACCUUCGAAACCACUUUAUUAUAAACAAAAAGUGUCUCUUACUGCAUCAUGUCCUGCUACAGUUUUCUACUCGGCUACCACACCGUACAGUGACUCUCAUGCUGUUAAAUAUUACGUUGUUCCCACACCUUCCUCGAGUCCUGCGAUAUCAACAAGUAAGUCCUCUGAAAUUCUUUCUUCAUCCGCAAUGGCGAGAAACAAUCCUCUAGCAACAUGUACUUCCGAUACGUUAUAUUCUGUUAUACCAAAAGCUCCCCCGGUUGCAGUGUAUUCUUCAGCUUCUAAUUCUAUUUACUCUCCACCGUCCACAGUCAGCGCUUACUCUUUUUAUGCACCCACCACAAACAUGAAUAAUGCUGUUUUAAAUUUAACUACUGACUUAAGCAAUCCUCCAAUAAUUUCUACAGGGCCUUCUUAUCAGUUUUCUUCAGGGCCGAUUGAUAAUACCAAUUCCUUACUAUCAGCAAAUGCUGAUUCCACGUCCUCACUAAAUACAGUAAUACAUUCCCAACCUCUCAACUCAAUUCCUCCUUACUCAAUUCCUACGAUUGUCGAUGAACAAAUGGAACAAAAGUUACCAUCACCUGUCAGUAUUGCCGAUUUUACACCUACAGUCAAUAUCGAGCCAAACCAUGCAAUACCAUCAAUUUUACAGCCAAAGGCUUCUACAAACGAUUCAAAUUCUAGUAAUUCCGGCUCAAUUAGCUAUGUUUUAUCAGAUUCAUCGAACAGUCCAAUGGUGUCGUAUAAUUUUACAACAAUCGAUCCAAGUAUGGUUACUUUAGAAUCUCAAACUCUUACUCCUACUGUUGAACAUGUACAUAUUCCUCCACCAAGCUUUCCUUCUACUAAUACAUCUGCAUCUUCCAAUAUCCCCGACAAAACGUUUCCUUCGAGCCCAACCUCCUUCUUCACCCCGGGUUCGCUUGACACAUUACCACAUAAUGCUUUAUCCACCAGUAGUUCUAUUUCGAAAUUAUCACAGGACGUUCCAAAUGCUCAGCUUUCUUCUUUACAACUCCCCACAACCUCGUCUUUCGCAUUCACCCCAAACCUCAUCCAUACAUCUACUCCAAGAUUGAAUUCUCCUCCUGCAGUAAACGUUCCACCUUCUUCGAGUGCAUCGGAAUCUUCCACAACAUUACUUCCUAACCAGGAUCUAGCUUCUCCGGAGACCACAAUAGCAACGUCAGUAAAUCCAAAGGCUGCUACGUUUACUUCGAUUGCUUCAUUGCUAGGAUCUUCCAAACUGAAAGAAGUUCUGCCAUCUUCAAGCUUGGAAGCUGAGAACAAAGACUGUUCCGUGCCCCUCCCACCAGUUCUGGUCUAACAGCUAGUCUAGUUUGACAUCGUACUCAAGGAGAACGUCUUUUUUAAUCUUUUGUACCAAUAAAUAUUUAUUGUUUGUA